AUGGCGUCGGGGCGUGCGAAAGUGGAGAUCGCCCAGGAGGAUUUGAAUGGGGUCAUCCGCAAGUGGCAGGGCGAGAUCCUGGGAUUCCACUUCACGGGCAGCUACGAGGACAUCGCGCGCAAGAACGUGAACUUCCUGGCGAGCGUGAAUGGGCGGACGGCGAGGGUGUCCGCGAAGGACCUCCAGCAGGGUCUGAAGGAGGUGCUCGGGGAGGCGGACACUGCGCCCUCGGCGCGGGCAAAAACGAUGGCGGAGACGCUGUCGUGGUGCAACAAGAGGAGCGGCAACAAGGAGUUGCAGCGCCUCCCUCCCGCGGCGCAGACGGCGAUCCACGCCGGGAAAGUGGAAGCCGCGGGCGGCGGACAGCACUCGCCCGCCUCGACGCCGCCGAGCUCAGCAAAGCUUCGCGGCAGCCCAGGGGCGGCGUCGGCCGCCUCGGGCGGCGCCGCGCCCAGCGCAGCGGACCAGGGCGCGGCGAUUUUGGCCCUAUAUGGCGCGAGGGGCCCCCCGCGGAAGCGCAAGGGCGACGAGGGGGCGCACGUCGCCCCGUCGCAGGAGACCGUGGCCAGCGGCCCGCCGAGCACGAGGAAGGCCCGCGCGGCGCUCGCCUACCAGGCCGAGAAGACGGCGACCUUCAAGGAGGACGAAGACUGGGUGGAGUACAACACGAUGGAACUCGUGAGGGCUCGGCACUGCCCCGUGGCGUGGCUCGGGCUCGAGGAAGAGCGGUUCCGUCUUCGCCAGGGCACCAAGGGCUUCGCCGUGAUCACCGUCGACGGUGAGGCGGACGGCGAGAGGGGGAGCAGCCAGGAGACGCACGAGUCCGACCUGGAGGGCGCCGCGGGCGGCUCGAGCAAGCGGGGGCCGGCUGCGGCCGACAGGGGGCCUGCCGCGGCCGACGAGAAGCCUGCCGCGGAAGACAGGGGGCCGAGCUUGGAGGUGGAGGCGCGCAAGCCGCGCAGCCAGGUGCGCCAGUGGACAGCGGGCGACUACCCCGAGGCGCAGAUGCGGGAGAUGGCAGCGGGCAUGGUCAGCAGGCUGCGCAUGCGGGAGAUCGCGGAAGCGACCGUCACCGCGAUGACCUUCUGCGGAUUGAGCACGCGUCUUUACACGACACUGAUAGAGGUGGAGGACCCCGUGCUGCGCGCGACGGUGCUCCUCAACUGGAGCCUGACGGCGUUGCUUAUGCUGCAGUUCCACCUCUACCAGCCCAGCGCGGUGCCAGACGACGGGGACAAAAUGGUCGUCCAGACGAUGACGCCGAGCACCAGCUGGGCCCGCGGCCUUUCAGAGGACACGCAGGGCAGCCUCACAACAGAGUUCCGCAAGGUGGACCGGCAGAUCUCCGUCGUUGAGUGCAUGGGCAAGAUCGCGUCUUUCCACUGCCUGACAGACCUCGUCGAUGGCGAGGAGCCCGUCCUGAGCAGCGUCCUCGUCAGGGGCGGCAACGUGAAGUCCUUCAGCGACCUGCGGUCCCUCACGUUCUUCGACAGAAAGCUCUCAGAGCAGGCCCCGGCCCUGCGCAGGGCCGGCAAGACCGCGCCGGAGCUCCUGGAGACCAUGCACAGGUGCUCGACCCUCUGAGAGCCCCAGCGCCUUCCUGCGCUGCGGCGCCACGGCGCGGCCGCCGCCGCCGCGCGGCGGUGGCGCCGGCGGGCGCGUCCCGUGCGCGCGUGCACGCCCGCUGGCGCCUCCGCCGCCCUCUGGGUGGGCGGCGUCGACGUGUGUCCGCCGCCCUCCAGGGGCGCCUGUUGGCCCUUCCGACUUGGAGCCGGCUGGAGGUUCGAAGUGGCCCAGCGAUGCACGCCGAUGGGCUCCCCACGUCGGCGUGCCACUGAUGUUGUCUUUGCCCCCCCCAGUUGGCCCUCCCGCCGCCCGCGACUCGUUACGCUGUGCUGGCGCUGGCGCAAGAAUCUUCUUGCGCGCGCCUCGGGCUCAGAGGAAAGAUGCGAA
Messenger RNA from Prorocentrum cordatum, 1953 nucleotides. Lineage: Eukaryota; Dinophyceae; Prorocentrales; Prorocentraceae. The record is from the annotation of a GenBank genome assembly.